CUCAUUACCUCAGGUGAUCCGCCCGCCUCAGCCUCCCAAAGUGCUGGGAUUACAGGCGUGACUACCUCGCCCGGCCGGCUUCUUAAAAGAUUUGUGUUCCUGAACAUUUCACAUGUGAGAAAGCAGAGAAUAACCUGACACUUAUUUUGUUUGUAAACAACAAACAAAAAACCUUUGUGCCUCUCCUUCUUUUCUUUCCCCUGGGUGCGGAUACCUUCCCAACAUUGAGAGUCCCCUUUGGAAACUUUACGGAGUGAUGUGUUCUCAGCCCACUCUCUGUCUUUUCCUGGUUCUGUUUCAGAACUGCCUGGGGUUGACCCAAGAGACACACAGCUGCCCUGUCUCUGGGAAGGUCUAGUGAAUAUCAGCCCCUGGGUCAUUUCUCCCAGUGAGCAGCCUGAGGGGGUGGGGCCUCACAGAAAACAGCUGGAUGCCUGGGUGGGAUGGGAGGAAUCUUCUGGUAUAUCAUUUCUAUAAAAAGCUAACCCUUGGGACAAUCACCUUUUUCCUCCCCAACCCCAGUUUCCAUUCCUUGGGGACACAGGCUGGUCAGCCAAUUGAAUGAUCGUAUUUGGGGGAGAAGACAGAAAUGAUUUCUUCCUUCCUGACUCUCAGACUAGUGAAGAGAGAAAACAAUAUGAUUCAGUUGCCUUUGAGGAUGUGGCUGUGAACUUCACCCGGGAAGAGUGGGCUUUGCUGGGUCCAUCACAGAAGACUCUGUACAGAGAUGUGAUGUGGGAAACCAUUAGGAACCUGAACUGUAUAGGAAUGAAAUGGGAAGACACAGACGUUGAAGAUCAGCACAAAAAUCCCAGGAGGAGCCUAAGAUGUCUUAUCGUAGAGAGAUUCAGUGAAAGUAACCAGAUUCCAGGUAAUACUGUGAAUGAAAAAACUCGUGGAGUAGAUCCCUGUGAAAGCAGUGUGCAUGGAGAAGUCAUCAUGGGUUGUUCAUUCCUUAAUUGCUACAUCACGUUUGAUGCUGGACACAAACCAGAUGAGUGUCAGGAAUAUGGAGAAAAGCCACAUACACAUAAACAAUGUGGGACAACCUUCAAUUAUCACCACUCUUUUCAAACACAGGAAAGACCUCACACUGGAAAGAAACGCUAUGAUUGUAAGGAAUGUGGGAAAACCUUCAGUUCUUCGGGAAACCUUCGAAGACACAUAAUAGUACAACGUGGAGGUGGACCUUAUAUAUGUAAGUUGUGUGGAAAAGCCUUUUUUUGGCCUAGUUUAUUUCGUAUACAUGAAAGAACUCACACUGGAGAGAAACCGUAUGAAUGUAAGCAGUGUUUUAAAGCCUUCCGUAUUUACAGUUCCUAUCUAAGACAUGAAAGAACACACACUGGGGAGAAACCAUAUGAAUGCAAGCACUGUUCUAAAGCCUUCCCUGAUUACAGUUCCUAUGUAAGACAUGAAAGAACUCACACUGGAGAGAAACCUUAUACAUGUAAACAAUGUGGAAGAGCCUUCAGUGUUUCCAGUUCCCUUCGAAUACAUGAAAGAACUCACACUGGAGAGAAACCCUAUGAAUGUCAGCAAUGUGGGAAAGCAUUUCAUCAUCUGGGAAGCUUUCAAAGACACAUGAUAAGGCACACUGGAGAUGGACCUCAUAAAUGUAAGAUAUGUGGGAGAGGCUUUGAUUGUCCUAGUUCACUGCAAAGUCAUGAAAGAACUCACACUGGAGAGAAACCCUAUGAAUGCAAGCAGUGUGGAAAAGCAUUAUCUCAUCGCUCAAGCUUUCGAAGUCACAUGAUAAUGCACACUGGAGAUGGACCUCAUAAAUGCAAGGUAUGUGGGAAAGCCUUUGUUUAUCCCAGUGUAUUUCAAAGACAUGAAAGGACUCAUACUGGUGAGAAACCCUAUGAAUGUAAGGAAUGUGGUAAAGCCUUCCAUAUUUCUAGUUCCCUUCGAAGGCAUGAAACAACUCAUACUGGAGAGAAACCCUAUAAAUGUAAAUGUGGGAAAGCCUUUAUUGAUUUCUAUUCCUUUCAAAAUCACAAAACAACUCACACUGGAGAGAAGCCAUAUGAGUGUAAGGAAUGUGGGAAAGCAUUCAGUUGUUUCACAUACCUUUCUCAACAUAAAAGGAUCCACACAGCUGAAAAACCUUAUGAGUGUAAAACAUGUAAGAAAGCCUUCAGUCAUUUUGGUAACUUAAAAGUCCAUGAAAGGAUUCACUCUGGAGAGAAACCGUAUGAAUGUAAGGAAUGCAGGAAAGCAUUCUCUUGGCUCACUUGCCUUCUACGACAUGAAAGAAUUCACACUGGAAAGAAAUCUUAUGAAUGUCAACAAUGUGGUAAAGCUUUCACUCGUUCCCGUUUCCUUCGAGGACAUGAAAGGAUUCACACUGGAGAGAAGAUGCAUGAAUGUAAGGAAUGUGGGAAAACACUGAGUUCUCUCAGUUCCUUGCAUAGACAUAAAAGGACUCACUGGAGAGAUACUCUAUAAAUGUGGGAAAGGAUUCAUUAGUUUUAUUUCAUUUCAAAAAUGUGAAAUAAAUCACAUAGAAGAUAAGCCUCAAGAAUGAAAACACAGCCGGGCGCGGUGGCUCAAGCCUGUAAUCCCAGCACUUUGGGAAGCCGAGAUGGGCGGAUCACGAGGUCAGGAGAUUGAGACCUUCCUGGCUAACACGGUGAAACCCCGUCUCUACUAAAAAAUACAAAAAACUAGCCGGGCGAGGUGGCGGGUGCCUGUAGUCCCAGCCACUCGGGAGGCUGAGGCAGGAGAAUGGCGUGAACCCGGGAGGCGGAGCUUGCAGUGAGCUGAGAUCUGGCCACUGCACUCCAGCCUGGGCAACAGAGCGAGACUCCUACUCAAAAAAAAAAAAAAAAAAAGAAUGAAAAUACAUGGUAAAGCCUUAAGAUGUUUCUUUUGAAUAUGCUUAUCCCCUAACUAUUUGUAGGGGAUUGGUGUGGUCCCAGACCCCCUAAGCAUACCUAAAUCCACAGACGCUAUGUCCCUUUUAUAAAAUGAGAUUUGCAUGUAACGUAUCCACAUCCUCCUGCAUACUGUAAAUCAUGCCUAGAUUAUUUAAUUUUUCACCAACCCAAAGCUUUUGUAAAAGUAAAAAUAAAAAGUAGGUUACUAAAAUA
Molecule: messenger RNA, 3095 nt
Organism: Macaca mulatta (Rhesus monkey)
Lineage: Eukaryota; Metazoa; Chordata; Mammalia; Primates; Cercopithecidae
Source: RefSeq, a predicted model, not a curated record